UCGAGAAGAUGGCUCACUGAGGAAGAUCUGGCUCGACACGAAGGCGAAGACGCAACGUCGAGGCGAACAACAAGCAUGGACCAUCGACUCGGAUCACCGGCUCUGAGGAAGACGAAGACGUCGAAACGGAAGGUCGGUUUCGAAAAAAAAAACAACAAAUUGCGUAAUUUGCCCUUACGGCAGGGACGGCGAUUGCAUGAGUUCAGAGGCCACAUCCGUCAAUAUGCUACCACGGCGAUGCUUUAUCAUGAAUAUAUUUCCUUACAGGUGUACAUUCGCUCAACAGAUUCGGAUCGAGCGCUUACUUCAGCGCAGGCUUUCUUAUCUGGAUUUUAUCCAGCUAAAGGUAGCUUUGAAUGGGAACGUGGAAAUCACUGGCAACCGAUACCGAUUCACUCCACAACGCCUGAUGAACCAGACUUGUUACUGAAACCUACAUCCGCUGACUGCAAAAACUUGGACAAAUUGGUGGACGAAGAAGACGCAAAACAGGCGAAAUAUUAUGGAGAGCUAUACAAAGAUAUGUUCAAGUUGCUCGGAGAACGAACUGGCAUCGCGAACUUUUCCUAUGACAACGUUAAUGACAUAUACAACAUAAAAAGAGAGCUCAUAAACAAAAUGACGAAGAAGCAACCACGAUGGGUGUUCAGACGAUGGUCGAAGUACAACAACCGAAGCACAAUGGAGAUCAUCAGCGAACUGCGUCGAAUUAGGAGAAUCACUAAGUUCAACUCGACCGCAAAAGCCAAGAUGUUGGGUGGCUAUUUGCUUUACAAUUGGCUACAGAACGCUGAGAAAGUUGCCAACGGUACGAUGACAGAUCCGGAAACGAUGCUACUCUAUUCGGCGCACCACGGCACGCUACUCGCCUUAAUGUAUGCUAUGGGGGUUGCUAAUGAACAGCUAAUACCUUAUGCUUCGUCGUUUAUCAUGGAAAUCUACGAGGAUGGAAAGGACUUUGAGGUUGAGCUGCUAUUCCGUAAUACCACAACAAAACCACCACACCCGCUCAAGAUCAAAGGUUGCCGCUCACCGUGUACUGUGCAGAAGUUGGCAGAGACAUACCGUAACAUGUUGCUAAAAAGCUACGAUGAGCAGCAAGCGGCUACGCAUCUUAAUCUUUCUAAUCUAGGUCUUGGUACUGCCAAAAUGUCAUUUAACAGCUCAUUAUCAGGCAUUUGGAAAGCGGAUUAUUCUUUUUAA
Angiostrongylus costaricensis is the source of this 1203-nucleotide messenger RNA. Lineage: Eukaryota; Metazoa; Nematoda; Chromadorea; Rhabditida; Metastrongylidae. The record is from the annotation of a GenBank genome assembly.